Messenger RNA from Mycetomoellerius zeteki, 1123 nucleotides. RefSeq lists its product as uncharacterized. Bases 85 to 771 code for a protein of 228 amino acids. The transcript is spliced from 3 exons. Lineage: Eukaryota; Metazoa; Arthropoda; Insecta; Hymenoptera; Formicidae. The record is from RefSeq and is a predicted model, not a curated record.
UUCGUGCACGGAAACGUAAACAAUGACGUAUAGCUGUUAGUUGUACUCAGCUGACCUUUCGUAACAAAGAAAAUUCGAUCGAGCAUGGAAUUGACUGAAUGUGCCGCAAAACGACGAAAGAAGUGGAAGAGGAAGCGACGCUUGAAGCGCUUGAAAAAGAAACGGCUGUGCGAGCAAGAGGUUAGGUUCAACGCGAGUCAUUGGACGGCCUUUCCCGGGUAUGUCACAGAUGCACGAGAGACGCUAGCGACGGGCACGAUGCAGGCCGACGCUUUCUGGAAGAAUUAUGCCGUGGCCCAGGAAUGGCAGAAACGACACAGCAUAACCUGGUGGAGAUCACGUUGCGUCGCUCUGGAGCACGAAAAUAAAUUGCUGCGCGACAAAGUGAGAUCUCUGGCUCAUCGUCGCGGUUAUCGUAACUCUCGGGAGAAUUAUAAUUAUCACGCUGAUAACGACAAUGACGAUGCUCAGGGAGAUGACACGGAAUCCGAUACAAAUGAGGAUCUGGAGUUCAACGUGACCGAGGAUAUGUUGAACUUUUUCGAGACGAGCGAAAGACACAAGCGAGAGAUGCGGCUAAAACGUGAAUGUAGUGAGACCGAGUAUGAAGAGAAAAAUUUAGAGGAGAAACCUUCCGUUGGCACUGCUGAGAGCACCCAGGUGAAAAAAGAAGAGGCCAAUCUGUUGCAGGGCGAUGCCGGUUCUAAGAUAUUGGCGAAGGAAAUCUCUCCACAAAACAUGGUAGAGCGAUACGAAGAUACAGCGAAUUGAUAAUAUUAGUCCAACAUUCUUCUGAAACCUUAGGAUUAGCCAUAAUCUAUUUGGAAGGCAGCAUUACUAAAACGUCAAACGUCAAUUCAGUCAAUUGCCUUUUGUUUCGCAAUUGCGCUUUAAAUCUAACAUGCUUCCGUUAAUACGAGAGAUCAUCGGUAGAUGACGCCAUCUCAACGUUUCUGUGAUUUUUGCUUGCUGCUCUGUAACUGUAGAUGGAAUUACUAGGAUUAAUAUCGAGGCUCCUUUCUUCAAUAUUAAUAGUAAGGAAGGAAUAUAUUUAUUUAUAUGCUAAAAUAUGUUUCAUGCAGUAGAAAUAAUGAUGUGUUACUUUAAAGAAGAAUAAGAUUGU